AUGGUGUUGUCGAUGCUGUUGUCCUCCUCCUCCUCCUCGCGAGGACGACAACACGACGGAAGAGUUUUACGAGGAUGGCAGCGUUACGCGUGCGGGUGUCGCGACGACGAUGAAAACGACGAUGACGAUGGGAAUCUGACGAUGAUGAUGAUGAGAAAAAGCGCCUCGUCGUCAUCAUCAUCAUCGACUAACGCUGCUUUGAUAAAGAACGACAAAGAGGAAAACAGACGACGAGGAAGACGAGGAGGAGGAUUUGGAACGUCGACGUCGUUUUCAUUGAACAAGAACGACAAAAACGAGGAAGAAAACACCAGACGACGACGACGACGAGGACGAGAGUUUAGCAGCAGCAGCACUACCACCACCACCACGAGUACGAGUAGGAAUAGGAGCAAAAGUGAAACAAGCGACGACGAGAAGAAGGAGAAUAAAACGACAACAAUAAACGUCUCGUACCCGGCGUUUCAAGUCUGGGGGAGUAACACGGCGGUUGGGAAAACGCUCGUUUCCGGGGGGGUAAUCAACGCGGCGGCGAAAAGUUCUUCGUCUUCGUGUUUGUAUUUGAAACCAGUACAAACUGGGUUCCCGGAAGAUUCGGACGCGCAAUUCGUCGCCGAUUGUGUGCAUAGCGUCGAAAGCGAAAGCGGCGGCAGUUCUAUCAAAAGAAGAGUGACGACUGGCGCGCACGCCGCGAAGUGUCGCAGCGUUUCCACAGAAACAACAACAACAACGUCAGACACGACGACUACCGAUGAUGGUACGAAUAACACGAACAUUAUUAACAACGUCUGGUGUCACACGGAGUUUGCGUGGAAAAUAGCCGCUGGACCGCACAUAGCGGAGAAACUGGAAGGGAGACCGGUGACGGACGAGGACGUCGUGAACGCCGUGCGAAAUCGAUUGGAGGAGUUUUAUAAUAACGAUUUAAAUAACAACAACAACAACAACAACAACAAAUUCGCGCUCGUGGAAACCGCCGGAGGAGUUGCUUCUCCCUCAUCUUCCGGAAAUUUACAAUCGAACGUGUUAGCGAGGUGUCGAUUACCGGCAAUAUUAGUUGGCGAUGGACGAUUAGGCGGCGUUUCCGUGACGUUGACAUCGUACGAGUCUUUACUUCUGAGAGGAUACGACGUCGCGUGUAUCGUUUUAAGCAACGAAGGCUACGAUAACCACGAAGCGAUCGCAAAGAACGUCCCAUCGAACGUGAAAGUAUUCUCGUUACCAAAACUUCCACACGAAGGCGAUGGACAAAAGUGGGUUCACGCACAAAACGACGCGUUUCGAGACAUGUACGCCCAUCUUGUUCAAUGGCACGCGAAACGCGUGGAAAAGUUGAACGGAUUAGCAAAGGAUGCUUUGGAUACUUUGUGGUGGCCGUUUACGCAGCACGAGAUGGUUAAGAAAGAUAUGGUGGCAGUAAUCGAUGGAAGAUCGCAGGAUGACUUUGUCAUUUACGACCAGAAAACGGAAACAGUGCAGCACAGAUUCGACGCCGCCGCUUCGUGGUGGACGCAAGGCAUUACGGGCGACAAAGCGAACGAGAGUUUACAUCGAGCGCUCAUGCACGCGUGCGGUCGAUACGGACACGUUAUGUUUCCUGAAAACGCGCACGUGCCAGCGUUGGAAGCGGCUAAAGGUAUACUUAACGGCCCAGCGAAAACGUGGGGUAAAAGAGUGUUCUUCUCUGAUAACGGAAGCACGGCGACGGAAGUCGGCAUUAAAAUGGCCUUUCGACAGCGGUACGUUAAUCUUGGUUUACUAUCGAAAGACGGCAUUGAACGCGCUGAACAAGCGAAUGAUGCGAACGUGUUGAAUGCGUUACCAAAACUUAGAAUAUUAGCUUUAGAUGGUUCGUAUCACGGCGACACGUUAGGUGCGAUGGACAUGCAAUCGCCUUCAAUUUUUACCGGAAGUUUACAAACGCCUUGGUACGAACCGAGAGGAUUGUUUUUGAACGCGCCUACAAUUGGGUUGAAAAAUCAGAAAUGGACGGUGGAAUGCGCGGAGGAGUUAGUUGUAGCAAAAGGCUCGGGGCAGACUUCUUCGACUGCUGCGGUGGUUUUAGACCGAUUCGAGAAUAAAGCGGACGUGUUUGACGUGAAGAAGAGAAAAGCUUCCUCUGCGGCGGCUCGAUACCAGGCGCUCAUAGACUCCGUUCUCGACAACGCCGAACGUCUCGGUAAAUCCGGCGAGGCGCCUGAAAUUGGCGGAUUAAUCAUGGAACCCGUCUUACACGGUGCCGGCGGAAUGAUCUUGAUCGAUCCUCUCUUUCAAUCCAUCUUGAUGCAAAAAUGUAAGGAACGAAAGAUUCCAGUCGUCCUGGACGAGGUCUUCGCGGGCAUCUGGAGAUUGGGCGUAGAAGGCGCCUGGGAACUUCUCGAUUACGAAACGCCGGAUAUUUCGUGUUACGCAAAAUUGUUAACUGGUGGCUUGGUUCCUAUGGCGGCUACUGUAACGACGGAAGAAAUCUUCGAUUCGUUUUACGGACCGGGGAAGCCGCAAGCGCUUUUACACGGCCACUCGUACACGGCGUACCCGAUUGGAUGCGCGGUAGCCGCGCAAGCUUUGAAGGUGUAUACGGACGAAACUAUGAAUCCAAAUUUAUCUUUUUCUUCUUCUUCUUCUUUUACAUCAUCAUCAACAACAACAUCAAAAUCGAGAAGAUCAAUUCGAUUGAACGAAUUCUGGGACGAAACAACCUUGAAACGACUCAGCGCUUUAGACUCCGUCGAGAGAAUCAUUUCCGUCGGAUGCGUCUUUGCGAUGGAAUUAAAAGUCCCCGACGGUGGUCCAACUGGAUACGCCUCCAACAUCGCCAAAGAUGUCGUCUUAAAGUUACGAAAAUACGGCAUCCAAGCUCGUCCGAUUGGUAACGUUUUGUAUUUAAUGGCCAGUCCAACGACGCCGCGAGAAAGUUGCGAUCGAAUGUUACGCGCCGUAGUCGAGGAGUUAACGACGACAUAA
Messenger RNA from Bathycoccus prasinos, 2964 nucleotides. It is a transcript of the gene DTB, whose product is annotated as onanonoxo-7-onima-8-eninoihtemlysoneda. Gene Ontology annotation, cellular component: mitochondrion. Lineage: Eukaryota; Viridiplantae; Chlorophyta; Mamiellophyceae; Mamiellales; Bathycoccaceae. Bases 1 to 2964 code for a protein of 987 amino acids. Gene Ontology annotation, biological process: biotin biosynthetic process. The transcript has a single exon. Gene Ontology annotation, molecular function: dethiobiotin synthase activity; pyridoxal phosphate binding; S-adenosyl-L-methionine:8-amino-7-oxononanoate transaminase activity. The record is from RefSeq and is a predicted model, not a curated record.